AUGGACGUUUCCGGGCUUUUCGUCGCCGAUGAAACGCAACCUGACGAUGACAACAUCUCCAUCAACUCCACCCUCGCGUCCGAACAUGAUUCCGACGAGGAAUGGCUUGUGGAGGGCAUCCGUGCUCAGAUUCGCGAAGGUGGAAGAGACAAAUUCCUGGUAGAGUGGACCGGUUAUCCCAUUGAGGAGGCCACAUGGGAGCCCGAGGAAAAUGUGACGAAUGAGCUACUUGGGGAAUGGAAAGACACUCAGGCAAAGCAAGCUCGAGGAGAGGAGCAGCCGUUCGACAUUGUCGCCUGGCAAGAAAGCGUGGUCAAGCGUCAUGAGGACAAAUACCAGCGGCAUCACAAGCGUAAUGCUGAACGGAAAAAACGAGGUAUUCAGCUUAGGCUGUGGGAGGGUGAAACCAAGGCGGAUUACUAUCUCAGCGACGAAGACGUUGGAGAUGAUGAAUACAACGCUGUGUUUCCUCCUCCAAAGGUUGUGGGGCGUCGCGAGGAUGCGUUUCAUCCUGACACUCAACCCUCCAAGAUCCCACCAAAGCAGGAAGUUGCGGAGAAACCAACUGCUCAGAAACGGGCUUCAGCGACAGAGAGACCAAAAUCACCAACGAGAAAGGCACAAUCCUCUUCAAGCCCUCAGCCACGCUCACAAACAUCUUCAACACAGGCAGCGGCGAACGGACAUCAAGGCACAGCAAAGAAGAAGCCUUCGGCGAGCAGACCGGUCAAUAAUGCGACACUUAGCCGGUUGCCGGGUAGUGCGACAGCAACUGCGCGGACCACUCAUAAGGCGAAAAAGACUGCUGUGGGCUCCAGAACGAUGGUUAGAUCACAGAACAGCAGAACGGGCAUCAAUGUCUUUGCGGCCGGCAAGCAAUCAAAGCAGCGCCGUCUACUUGUACAGAACGUGGUCGAUCCCACCAAAGAUGCUCGUCUAUUUUCAAACCACCGAACCAAGAGAAAAGUCGAGUUACAAGGUCGUGACAAAGCAGAUGUGGCUCCCACGGCUGUCCCUACGAAGCUAUUCAGCAUCAGCCGCGGGCCUCCUCCUGGAACCACUACCGGUACAAACACCAGCACAAACAUCGCUCCGAACACCAGUACCACCACUACCAUCCCUCGGUCUGUACUUAAGCGCUCGGCCGAUGAUCUGUCGGCAAGGUCAGCCAGCGAGUCCAGUGUGACGGCGUCGGAGAGGGUGGGGGUGUCACACCCUCAGAACUUGGGUCAGUCCCAGACUAUUCAGCCAACGACCAAGAAAAGGAAGUCUGUUCAGUUUGCAGAUGUUCCGCUUGUUGAUGAGCCAGAAGAGAUGGAUGUGGACUAUCCGACUGUUCGGCCGAAAAGACUCAAGUCGCCCCCGAUGCCUUCAGAUCCGUCACAGCCUUCUCAACCUCCUACCAAGCCUCAGUCUGUCCUUCGCAAGUUAUCGAUAACAGACUACAAGUCGAGAAGUACAGGCCAAAACUACGACAAAACUGUGGUCUUGGGUCCUCAGGGAAGCAAGGACAUCGAAAUGACGUUUGAUAACGUUAGAGUCGACUCCGAAGCAUGGCAUUCUCAAUUCGUUGACGAGAAAUUGCUCCAUUUCGCCAGAAAUUUCACUGCCAAGACUUUCGCCUCUCAAAGGGCAGUCGUUGUCGAAAGGGUGCUCUCAAAUGGAAGCGUCAGGCCCAAGUCAAAUGACGACCAAGUUGUUGUGGAGAGAGCAGCAGAGCGACUACGAUCAGGGUCGUUUGGGGUUGCGUGCUUCUAUGAAGACUUUCUCAUCGUCAUUUACCCAGCUCAGUGUGAAGAUUGGAAGCAAUCAAUGCCUGAAGUCGAAGCUCACAGCCCGGCACAUGUCUCCCUGAAAUAUGUCAUCUUCAAGCCUCAGCAGGCUGCUAAGAAGCCUUUACCCGUCAGGCAGGUCAUUAUUUCAAAGAUAGCUUCGCGGGUUACCAUUUUCCGCGAUUUGCUACGCCUCGAUUACCACACGAUCCUCCCCCCUGGCAUUCGAAGCGUACGCCACGACUUCUACCUGGCGUUUCCUCCAUCUAGAAUACUAUUACUUGAGGCUGUGAGCGAGUGGCUUCGCUCGGAGAAUCCCGAAUGUAGGAUAUUCUCUACUAAAACGAAUGGCGAUUGGGCCGCUUUUAGCAAUCCGAAAAUCGUUGCGCAAGGAGUUAUCAUUGUUCACGAGGCAGCCGCCGAUUCACUCCGACGGUUCCCUGGUUUGCUCAAGCUGCUUUUGCAUAAGAGCAGUGCAGCUUACGUCUUUUGGUGUAUUGGAGAGUCACUUCAGCUGUCUCCCGCGUACCCAUCCAUUCGGUCAAUGCAUAACGAGACGGCAAAGCCGGGCACGUUUGAGUUGACGAGGUUUUUCCCCCACGGUACCGCAAUUUUGGUCACGCCAAGUUUUCUGGUCUCUGAACCACGCCGUGCCUUCCAACUCUUUCAGUGGUACCAUAGGACCUAUCAGAAGCCUACCAAUAACCAAAAAAUUGUGGCCGCGGCGAAUAUACGGGAGUAUCUGCGAGAUCUUGCGCACGAGCGGUCCGCCCGUCGGGACGAGUUGAUGGCGGAUGGUGACCUAACGCGCCAGUGGCCAAAGUCGAAGCGUGAGGAAAUAGCACGCGUUGCAGGAUUGAGCAAAGAAGAUUGCACAGCUCGAUUUGAGACAUGGGCGAUAGUGGAGGGUCUCCAGCCGGCUAUAGAAAUAAGCAUCGUGCCGGAUGAGCAGCUGGAAGCCAUUGUGUUUGCUGACGGAUCUAUCGAUGCCAACGACGAGCAAAGCUUGGUGAAUUGGUUCGGUUGUUGGUCCCAGACUCGUUUCGACCAGUUCCGCAAGUUCCAUGUUUUAGGAACAGAUGGCGAUUCCGACAACAGCCACCUGAUCGAAGACAGCGACAUUCCCGUCUACCCGUUUGGGGUUGGGCGUGAUGUGGGAGCCGAGGCUCAUGGUCCCCGUCAGACCACGUCAGGUUCCGACAAUAACCUUGGACCAGAAAGUAGAGUUAGUAAACUUCUUGGAGGCUUGUCUGCCAACCACUUCAAGAGCAAGUUGAAGGCCAUCGCCAGCCGCCAUGAACGUCCGAGAGCGUGUCCAUUUGGGAAGCUCUUCGGCUUUGCCGUCUCCUAUUACGAAGACGUUGCCAAUACGGCUGACUCUUAUGGAGACUUCCAUCGCGACUUCUCAACUUUCGACAAGUGGAUGGAGUGGCCCUGGCCGUUCUUCUCAAUCCACCAGGAGGGUUUCAAGCCACCGGCGGCCUCCUAUCAUCUGCCGCCGACGUUCAAUACCUACUUCGCCUUUUUCUACACCCCCGAAGAAGACCAUCCAAGCAAGCCGCCACCGCGCCAUCCAUGGCUUGCGAUUUGGCGGGUUCGUGAACCUUAUAAGAAAUGGAUGGGAACCGAGCUUAUUAUUUGGGACGUUGCGGCCAAGAAUCGAUAUUCCGCAGCGAACGAGAUCUACGAGUCUCAACUCCUCAAGGCGCAGCAGCACCUCUUACAGAUGGUACGGGAACGAUCUGAAGCCAAACGUCGGGGCCUUCCUCUGCUGGAGGUCUGGCAAGGUGGAUUCGAAACAGAGCCUUCAGAGUAUACAUUGCCAGUCGACGUCACCGUCCAUAACUUGAACGUGAUGAUGUCAGACUGCAAGCUAUAUCUUCCAGUGAUUGACACUCUUCUGCUCCGCAGGGGUUUCCGCAAGAUUACUCCCGGCGACGCGCCCGUCUGGCAAGAGCGUCAUUCCGCAGACUCUCCAAUGGACAUUGACAUGAUUGGCGGCCAUCGCAAUCAUGGCGGCGAGAGCAAGAUUAUUUUCCAUCCGCCCAGGGCCAUCAAUCCGACGGGGCAGAGCAGAUGUGAGAAUUUUUUCUACACUUGGGUGAUGAGCCUUGACAGAAGAAAUCCUCGUUCCGCGUGGCCUUACACGUUCAGACCGACCACGGAGUGGUAUCAGCAGCAGGUUUCCGAGAACAGGCAUUUCGAGCACCUCAACGUUGCUUCCUGGGAGCGGGUGUUUGAACUUAUACGAAUCCUACCCCCGAAGGGCAAGACGGAGUCGCGAGAGAGCGGCAAAAAGUGA
Colletotrichum phormii is the source of this 4074-nucleotide messenger RNA. RefSeq names its product chromo domain-containing protein. Gene Ontology annotation, biological process: negative regulation of transcription by RNA polymerase II; chromatin organization. Gene Ontology annotation, molecular function: chromatin binding. The record is from RefSeq and is a predicted model, not a curated record. NCBI's taxonomy places the organism in Eukaryota, Fungi, Ascomycota, Sordariomycetes, Glomerellales, Glomerellaceae. The transcript has a single exon. The coding region runs from base 1 to 4074 and encodes 1357 amino acids. Gene Ontology annotation, cellular component: pericentric heterochromatin.